AUGAAUAUUAAUUUUUAUGUUUAUGAUGAUGAAGCAGAUAAUGAGAUAAUCUCUAGUAAUUUUAAUGUAUACUGCUCAGAUGAAUUUUUAAAAAUUCACAACAUAGAAAAGAACGACAACGCUAUAAUUUAUCAUGAAAUAAUGAGACAAGAUGAAGAAGAAGGACAAGAAAAAGGACAAGAAAUAGGACAAGAAAAAGAUCAAGAAAAAGAUCAAAAAAAAGAUCAAAACAAAGAUCAAAAAAAAGAUCAAAACAAAGAUCAAAAAAAAGAACAAGCAAGAAAUAUUAACCAUAUUAAUAAUAUACAUAUCAAUAUUAAUAAAAUUGAUGACGAAUAUGUAGAAAAGGAGCCAAAACCAAAUGUACAAAAUUUUUCUGUAUUAUGUUGUUUUAAAAAUUAUAAUGAAUUGAAUAUAAAAAAAAAAUUAGAAAAUAACGGAUUAUGUAUCAAUAAAUAUAUUCUAAAAAGUUUAAAUCUAGAUAUAAAAGAAAUAGAAGAAAAGAAUAUAUAUAAAAGUUGUAAAGAUCAAAAUAAUAAUAUGAAAAAAAUAGGAAUAUUUAAAGUUAGCAUAAUAAAACCUCAAUUAUUUAUUCCUAUUAAGGAAAUAAAAUUACAUGUUCAAGAAAUCUUUAAUACAUCCUAUGAAUAUUUAAAAAGUUAUCAAUAUGAAAAUAUAGAUUUAUUACAAUCCUUUUGGAAAAAUAUAAAAAGUAAUAACAUGGAAAAAUAUAUUAACCUUUCUUUAUUAAAUACUUGUUUGUUUGUAAAUAAUUUUUUAAAAAUAACUAUAUUGGGUGUGCAUUCUUAUAUAACCGUUGGACAAAUUAUCUUAACCAAGGACAAGAAAACAAAAAUGAAAAAUAAUAAUAAUAAUAAUAAAAAUAAAACGGUAAGGAAUAUGAAUGCCCGCGAUAAGCAAGAAAAUAAUAAAAAUGGAGACAAUAAAAAUAAAAAUGGAGACAAUAAUAAUAAAAAUGGAGACAAUAAAAAUAAAAAUGGAGACAAUAAAAAUAAAAAUGGAGACAAUAAAAAUAAAAAUGGCGACAAUAAAAAUAAAAAUGGCGACAAUAAUAAUAAUAUUGUUGUACCGUUCAUUGAUCAAAAUACCAAAAUUGUAAUUAUAUCUAAUGACGAUAUUAAAAAUGUAGUAGAUGAUAAACAUAUUAUAAAUAAAUAUGAUAAAGAAAAAACUAAUAUAAAUUCAGAUCAUAUGAAAAAGCUGAAUUUAAAAAAAAUGGUAGUAAAUAAAAAAGAAAAAAAAGGAUUAAAUAAAUUAGGAGGAUAUAAUAAAAUUAAAGAAGAUAUAUAUUAUUAUAUUUUAAUUCCUUUAAUAUAUAAACAUAUAUAUGAUGCAUAUCAUAUAGAUAUUCAUAAAGGGAUAUUAUUACAUGGUCCUCCAGGAUGUGGUAAAACAUACAUUGCUUUAUUAAUAAAAGAGGAAUUAUCAUUAUUAAAAAAGAAAUUUUGUACCAUUACACAAAAUAAAACAAGCAAACAAUUAAAUAAUACAAAAAACGAUAAUAAUUAUAAUAAUGAUGAUAAUAUUAUCAUACCAGAAAUUGAAAUAUUAAAAAGUACAGAUCUAAUCGAUUAUAAUAAUACUGGUUAUAAAAUAAAUGAAUUAUUCUUAAGAUGUCAUAAAAGAUAUCAAGAAGAAAAUAAAUGUACCAUAAUUUUUAUUGAUGAAAUAGAAAUCUUAUGUAAAAAAAGAGAAGAAAAUAAUAAUAUGAAUAUAUAUACAUCUGUAUUAUUAAAUAAUAUGGAUGGUAUAAAAAAACACACACAUACGAUUCUUAUAGGUGCUACAAAUUAUAUUAAUAAAAUUGAUCUUGCCUUAAGAAGAAGCGGACGAUUUGAUAAAGAAAUAGAAGUCAAUUUACCAAAUCUAAAAGAUAGAAUCUCUAUUUUUCAAAAGAAACUAAACCUAAUUAAACAUAAUAUAGGGAAAAAGAAAAUCCACAAGUUAGCGGACUUGUGUCAAUCUUUCACUUGCUCAGAUAUAAAUUCUUUAAUUAAUAUUUCUAUGUUUCUCAACUUAAAAGAAAAUAAAAUAAUUUCACGGGAUAUAUUUAAAACAGCAAAUGUUCAUACGAUAGAUGAUACAAACGAUAUUAAGAAUGAUCAAACGAGUGCUUGUCUUGAAGAUUGUAUAGAAGGGAAGAUUGGGACGAAUGAAAUGCACAAUACUAAAGAAAACAAAUAUAUAAACAUGAACAAUAAUAAUGAUAAUGAUAAUAAUAAUGAUAAUAAUAAUGAUAAUAAUAAUGAUAAUAAUAAUGGUGAUAAUAAUAAUUAUUAUUUAACACCGUAUGAUAAAAAUCAUUUAUAUAAUAACUCCUUAAUAAAUACACAAAGCAAUAGUUGCCAUGAAAAAAAAAUGAUGAAUUAUAAUAAAAAUAAUUUAUAUCUUUUACGAUAUAAACAUUUAUUAAAAGCAUUGAAAUAUGUAAAACCAUCUGGAAUGAAAGAAUUAUAUAUAGAUAUUCCUAAAACAAGAUUUAAAGAUAUUGGAGGAUAUAAAUUUGUAAAAAGGUGUAUAAACGAAUGUUUAAUAUAUCCAAAGAAAUAUAAGAAUAUAUAUGAUAAAUAUAAUAUCGAGAGUCCUAAAGGUAUAUUAUUAUAUGGUCCUCCUGGGUGUUCUAAAACGUUAUUUGCAAAAGCUAUAGCAAGUGAAAUACAUAUGAAUUUUAUAAGUGUUAAAGGUCCAGAAAUAUUUUCGAAAUAUGUAGGAGAAUCUGAAAAAAGUAUAAGAAAUAUAUUUAAAAAAGCAAGAGAAAAUCAUCCAUGUGUUAUAUUUUUUGAUGAAAUAGAUUCGAUAGCAGUAAAUAGAAAUAAUAAUCAAAAUUUUGUGUCGAAUAGAGUCUUAUGUCAAUUAUUAAAUGAAAUAGAUGGCAUCAAAAAUAGAUUAAAUGUUAUAAUACUUGCUGCAACCAAUAGACCCGAUUUAAUUGAUCCCGCAUUAAUGAGACCUGGUCGAUUCGAUAGAAUUAUUUAUGUCCCUUUACCAAAUUAUUCUUCGAGAUUUGCUAUAUUAAAAAAGAAUCUGAAAUUUUUUAAGAUUCAUAAUUUAAUAGAAUAUGAUAAAAAAGAAACAAUAAAUGAUCUUAACCAUAAUGAAAUUAAAAGAGAAUGUAUCAUACAAGAUAUACAAUAUAAUGAUCAUCCAAAAAAUUCAAAUCAAAAAAUAAACAAUCAUAUUACAAAAUCGUCUUAUGAUCAUAUUCAUAAUUAUACAUUUAAUAAAAAUAAUAUGAAUAUAAAAACAAAUGAAGAUUCAAGUUUAUAUAAACAUUAUAAAUAUACAGAUAUAAAAUUUAUAAAAUUAUGUCACGUCUUAGCAAAGAAAACCAAGAAAUAUAGUGGAGCAGAAAUUGUUAAUAUUUGUAGAGAAGCUUCUAUAUGCGCCUUACGACAAACAUUAAAAAAAAGAAAUAUAAAAAUUAAUCCGAAAAUUAAAAUAAAAAUCAAAAAUAACGAAACAAAUAAUACACAAAAUAAUAUUGCGCACAGUGAAAAAAAUAAAUAUCCUUUUGAUAAAGAACCCCUUAUUGGAUUAAGCAAGAAACAUUUUCUUCGUGUCUUAAAAAAAAUUAAACCUCAAACAAGUGAAUCGCUAAUAAAUUUUUACAAAAAUUAUAAGGAGCAAAACAAGGUAUAA
Plasmodium falciparum 3D7 is the source of this 3660-nucleotide messenger RNA. Its product is annotated as putative AAA family ATPase. Gene Ontology annotation, molecular function: ATP hydrolysis activity; ATP binding. Lineage: Eukaryota; Apicomplexa; Aconoidasida; Haemosporida; Plasmodiidae. Gene Ontology annotation, cellular component: cytoplasm. The record is from RefSeq and is a predicted model, not a curated record.